Molecule: messenger RNA, 2389 nt
Organism: Cladophialophora immunda
Lineage: Eukaryota; Fungi; Ascomycota; Eurotiomycetes; Chaetothyriales; Herpotrichiellaceae
Exons: 4
Coding region: 199-1074 (291 amino acids)
Biological process (GO): positive regulation of mRNA splicing, via spliceosome
Cellular component (GO): spliceosomal complex
Molecular function (GO): RNA binding
Source: RefSeq, a predicted model, not a curated record
GCCUUACAAACAUUCCACCGCCGCCAGCAGCAAUCAGCUCCCUUCAUCAUCAAGGACACUUCCUUUCAUCCCCGACCAGUUCUGGGUAUGCUCACUUCCUAGGCUCUGUUGAAAGUGUAACAAAGGCCUUCCACAAGAGGUCCGCAGUCAAAUUGACCUCAUCCCCCUUGCUCAAUACCUCUCUCUCAACUUGACACCAUGGCCGAUUUCGAGGAUUCUGCUGCUCGCUACGAAGAUGAUCGCGGUUACGAACGACGCGAUCGAUCUGCCUCACCUCGAGGAGAUCGUGAUGACCGAAACCGCAGCCGAUCUCCCAACGGCCGUGACAGAGCACCGCCACCUCCGUCUGACACUCGCAUGAAAGACCUUGACGAGGAUGCCAUGAACACUGGCUCCAAUCUCUUCGUGACUGGAAUUCACCCUCGUCUCACUGAAGCCGAUGUCUCCCGCCUCUUCGAGAAGUAUGGUGAUGUCGAAAGCUGCUCAAUCAUGUUGGACCCACAUACCAAAGAAUCCCGUGGGUUCGGAUUCGUCAAAAUGGUCUCAAACGAACAAGCGGAGGCUGCUAAGGAAGGCUUGCAAGGCGAGGUUGUCGAAGGCCGCGUCUUGAGCAUCGAGAAGGCUCGUCGUGCCCGUCCUCGUACCCCCACCCCAGGGAAAUACUUCGGCCCUCCCAAGCGUGGUGACUUCCGUGGACCACCUCGUGGUGGUUACCGUGACCGCUAUGAUGAUCGUCGGGGAGGAUACUCAGGCCGCCGUGACGACUACCGUGGCGGCGAAUAUCGUGGCGAAUAUCGCGGUGACUAUCGUGGUGGUUCUCGAUAUGACGACUAUGAUCGACGUGGCUACGGAGGUGGCAGACGCGACCGAGAAGAAGGCUACGGCGGCCGCGGCAUUGAUCGAUACGAGAGCAGGCGCGAAGAGGGCUAUGGCAGUGGCACACGUGGAGAUCGACGUGGCUACUACGACCGCAAUGACGAACGUAGCUACCCUCCUGCUACACGCGACGAAGCCCCUCGUGAGUACGCAGGUGGUCGAGACUAUGCCCGUGAAGAUCGUUAUGCCAGCAGGUAAGCAGAUGGACGAAAGGGAACUUGGCUGUUUGCCCAUUCUCUCAACAAAUUGUGGAAUACCAGCCUUCGAGACAUGGAAUCCGAAUCCCUCCAUGUAUCUGAAAUGGCACUCUGCUAGCUGCAGCAACCAAAAACGUCACCCUGUUGUUUCGAGUCAGAAUGGUUAAUGGUCGACUUCAUUCGGCGCAGCGGGAUUACGGUUAUGGACGGGGCAACGGCGACAAAAGCAAAGCCACAGUUGCUCUUUAUUGACGACGUGGGUGUCGACAUGUAUCACAACGAUUUCGGCUGGGGCUUUUUUUCUCGUACUCGACUGAUUCAUCAUAAUCUUGUUGCGACAGUCAUUUCAGCACGCUUUUCCUUCCACGCACCUUGCUUCAGCCUCGAUAGUUCGCCUUUUCCGCCAAAGAAUCGGCGUCAAGAUCCGACUGACAUGCUUGCCUUACGCAAAUUUCAAUCCAAAAUAAACCAAGAAGAUGACUCGCCCUGCGCCGUACAUACACAGCAUGAUUCACACGCCAGUAGUUUCACCCAGCAGGUCUAACCCGCCUUUGUCAACUCAGCGCCGUCAUUCCGCCAUGCCAAUGCCGCAUUGAAUUCGUGGUGGUCUAGGCAAUCGACGGCACCGCCCACCGACCACCGGAACACCACUUGCUCGACAUGUAAACAUCACCCAUCCUCACUGCACCGCACAGCCCCAACAUUUUCGUUGUUGUGGACAGGUAAGUCGAACACAGCAGAUCGUGGUGAGAAGAUUUGUCCUGUACGGGCCAGGCAGUUGAUGUUCACCCACCGGAGCGGAAUAAAGAUCUGAACGCAACGCGAAGUCCCCUGCCAGUUGGGAACGAACGUUUUGCGUGGAUGUCAGCUUCCCCUGCUGUUGCAGGCGUGACAUUCUCUGCAUGAAACGCAUUAUGAUGAUGCCUGGGUCUCUGCCUCAUGCUUCAGGGCACGCUUGGAAUGACAGAUCAAAGCUGCUCAACUGGAGAAGCAGACAAUCCUGUGUCUCACGGGAAUUCAACAGCUCUCAGAGCAGUCAGGUAAUGCGUAGCUUUUCAAAGGACCACAUGAUCACCGAAUAGUGGCCCAAAUAUGUGAUGUCACUCUACGGUAAGUUCAAAAGCUCUCUCUGGACAAGGCGGUGGGUUUGCAGCUGGACCAGCACAGCUGGGAUUUGUACGAGGCACAAUGGUCAGACCGCCCUGAAUCUUCCUGCGUGCUUUGCAAGCCACGGCAGCUUCCUUGUCCGCAGCCACAGGCACGUUGAAGCCAAGCGACAAGCUCCGGAGUACAUACUUGGUGGUCCUACAUCAUCA